Puccinia graminis f. sp. tritici CRL 75-36-700-3 is the source of this 1718-nucleotide messenger RNA. RefSeq lists its product as uncharacterized. NCBI's taxonomy places the organism in Eukaryota, Fungi, Basidiomycota, Pucciniomycetes, Pucciniales, Pucciniaceae. The coding region runs from base 630 to 1718 and encodes 362 amino acids. The record is from RefSeq and is a predicted model, not a curated record. The transcript is spliced from 8 exons.
CGCUUUUCCGCACCAACCACACCAGUGGCAGUUGCCAAGAACGAAAACCGGAUCUUGGGAAAAGCAAGCCAGUAUGUUUGGUGGCAAUUCCAUGACUUGGUAUGUCAUAUGUGGUAAAUCGUCUCGGGAUAUCCUCUAUGUGGCUUAUCAGAACAGCUGCCCAGGGCUCUCCAGGCUCGAAUUUUAUGUGUCUACAACAUACUCGUCCUCCUCGUUUUGCAAGAUGUGAGUGAAUGCCGUUGGGGGGUCUUUCUGUGACGAUGAUGCUUGAUGAUGGUCAUGGGGAUCGAGCCAUCGUUAAGUGCGGUUGCGGGAUCAUUCAGACUCAGAGGAUCGGGGUGGCAAACUUUUGAUAGUCCUCUUGAUCAGCUUAUAAAUCUUUACCAUCAUCAUCUCUCUCCUUCUCUCUUUGUUCUUCUUCUCGUCUCAGCAUUCGGUCAACCCCCAAAAAUUGACAAUCAACAAAAUAGGAUUGUCUUAUCUUUUCUUUCUUUCCGCUUCUCUGCCACCUAUACAAUAUACUAUUGUGCUCAUCAUCCCAGCUUCUUACUGUCGAAUUUUUUUGUCUGAUUCUUUGUUCAACAUCGCACAUUGCUUCACCGAACCGAUUUCGUUUCCCACUUCUCACGAUGAGUGCUUCAUCAGAUGUUGUCCAUGAUCAAGUUUCAGUGUUGUCGAGGGGGCUAGAUCACCUUGGUACCGGACCCGUUACACACUCUCCAAAGCAAGAAGCACCACCCGUAUCAACUGAUGGUAAUUCUGGCGAAGCUGAAAGCUUUGAGUUCGAAGUACUUACGCCCUAUGACCAAGAGUCUGGAGUUCUAGAAUCGUUGGAUGUUGGAGGCUCCGCCGAAGUGUUUCCUUCGUCAGCGCAUGUGGGCCAUGGGGCAUCUAUUAUGGCUCAGAAUACGAUGGUUGAUUUUAGUCGAUUGCGUCGACACGGGGCCGCACUUCGUCAAGAUUGCAAUCGCCGGUUAGCCGAGAGCAUAGAGCCUUUGAUUGCGGAUGAUUCUGUGGCUACAAGCAGAUUAGUGAUGACCAAGACGCACUGCUUGUACCCCAAGAAAUCAACUUUGAUACCGUUUCCCAGUUGCUUGAUAGGGUUUCGACUUAUUCUCCAUCCAUGUGAUCCCAAAGCAAGAAUUAAACACGUCAAAAUCGAAUUAACCUUAAAUUCAAAAGAGGCAGAGCCCACCGGUUCCCUAAUCGCGAUCAAAUCAAUUUAUCCGCCUGAUGGUGAAAUACAGGAAACUGGCGAAAGAACAUUGGUUCAUGCCAUGCGGGAAAAUUCAGCUGGAAUUAGCGUAGGAGUAGACCCGUAUGGCACUGCGACACUCAAACAUGUCCAAUCCAUUGGACACAACAGUUACACGGUCCCAUAUGUUCUCAGCUCCGGGGUCGAUACCAACAUUCUUCUGAUUACCAUGGAGGAAGAUAGUUCCUUGAAGGCGGGAGUAGCUCCGUCUUUAUACUUCGCUGCCCUACUUGAGCUGCCGACCGAUACUAAAAAAUCUUUCCACGCUCACAUGAAGGUCGUUUCAAAGUCUCAUAAACAUUUCGCAUCAAAAGCGUGGCCUAGCCCAAUGGCAUGGAGUUUUGAGUAUGAUGGUCAAACUGAAUUUGGGAAAUUCGGAACACAUUGGCUUUUUCAAACCGGUUUCUUUUUCUUCUUUUUGUGUUCUUUGAUUUUAUUGAUCACAGCUAAAUAUUUUUUCUGA